This is a messenger RNA of Physella acuta, 2396 nucleotides long. Its product is annotated as putative E3 ubiquitin-protein ligase MID2. The record is from RefSeq and is a predicted model, not a curated record. Lineage: Eukaryota; Metazoa; Mollusca; Gastropoda; Physidae. Gene Ontology annotation, molecular function: ubiquitin protein ligase activity; zinc ion binding. Gene Ontology annotation, cellular component: nucleoplasm.
AUGGAUACCGAUAAGGUUGAGCGGCUACGCGAGCGAAUGCUCCAGUGUUCUGUUUGCAUGGAUGAGUUCAAAGAUCCCCGUAUACUUCCAUGUCACCAUACUCUGUGCUAUGAUUGUAUUUUCAAUGUUGUCCAGUCAUCUUCAGUCUCUGGUAGACUCUUCAAGUGCCCACAGUGUCGAGCAGAUGUUUGUGUACCAAGGGGAGGUAUAGAUGAGCUUCCAAUCAAUUUUUACAUCACCAGCUUGCAAGAGGAACUUGGCGCAACAAGCUACUCUGGAAUAUGCCAUAUUUGCAAGAGAGAUUGGCUCACCUCACAGUUUAGGUGUAUUGACUGCGAUGUGGAUAUUUGUCGAUUUUGUAUCCAUGCUCAUCGCUUGGAAACUCAUACAGAUCCACCAAAGAUAUUGCGCAUUGAGACAACAAACAGUAAUAGCUGUCAGUUGAUGUCCAACGUGGCAUGUGAAGAACACACAGAAGAAAUCUUGCAGCUUUUCUGCACCAGCUGCCACAAAGCCAUCUGCAUCAGCUGUUCAUUUCACAGCCAUAAGAAGCAUAAGAUCAUCCCUUUGAACACAAAACUUAAAGAAUCAAAGACUUACUUGCAGUCGGAAGUAGAUGCUCUUACUGUGGUGAAAAGAAAUGCAAUGAAAACUGCAGAAUUUUUUCAAGACAUCAGGGAGGAGUGUGUUAAACUUGCAAAUGGGUCCUUGCUUGCGCUGGAUGCCGCAGCUCACAAAGCCUGUAAUUUAAUCAUGAACAAGAAAAGUAUGCUGGAAAAGGAAAUCUUGAGCUCGGAGGAGAUGCAACUGGAGAAAAUUGACAAUGCUUUAAAAGACUUUAAAUUAUACAUGCAGCGUGUGGAACGUGGCAUGGCGUUUUUACUGGAUCUUCAAGAUGAUGACAUUUGUCUUGAGGUAAUUAACACGUACAAAGACUAUUUACUGAAGUUAGAAGCAGCCCGUAAAAUGUUUUCAUCCAAUCAUGUUCAUGUUGAUUAUACUCAGUUUCGGCCAUCAGAUAGCUCUCAUUUAGUAGAUGCUAACAUGGGUGUUAACAGAAAACUGCUUUAUUAUGGUAACUUGGGAACAAUGUGCAAGAAAAGUAUUUGUUUGUCUGUUAAUCCUAAAACUUUGAAUGUGGUGAAGCAUUACAGGGGUAUCGGCCAUGUUGUGGAUAGUCACUAUUUUAAGAGAUUUUUGCAUUUCUUGUUAGUGUUUGUGAUCUGUCAGGUUUUCUUCUACUUGGGUGACACCAGUGGUUUUUUUGACAUGAUCAUGUCAAUGGUUAUGGUGUUCUACAGCCAAAUAGUUGAUGUCUUAAAAGGGUACUCUAAUAGCACACAGUAAAAGUCUGCUUUCCUUUACUUAUUAUACAAGCUUGCUAUUUUUUAUGCUGGCUUAGUGUAUUUUUAAGCCACUACAUUAACCAGUUUAUGUCCUAUAAUGCAUCGCUAGUAUAUCCAGUAUAAACACUACUGCAAUAUUUAUUUGUAUGACAAACAUCUAAUGACUUGGGCUGAAACUGUACAAAUUGGUAUUAUCAUUGGUGAAGUUGGCAUUUUUUUUUAAAACCCUUACAGCAUUUACUCUUCCAUUCCCUCAUGCCAAGUUGCAGGUAAUGUCUACAAACACAAGACCGUAGUAACUGGCAGUAUGUUUGUUUGAUAUAGGAAUAGUCAACACUACUUUUGUUUUUUAAGUAAAAGUUGAUAGACCAUAAAGUUGUGGAAGUCUGCUUUAAAUCUAGUUAUUAAUAUUUAUAAAUAUAUUCCCACGACACUGGUAAGACAUCAAGGCUAACUAUUUCUAAUGUGGUCAGCAUUUAAUGUUUUUAAUUAUCUUAGUGCCUAUACUUUCUACAUAUAUGUUCAAUUUUACUCAAAUGGUACAUAACAUGUCAAUCUUUAUCGUUGCAAACUAAAUUAUUUUUUUUUUUAUUACUACAUUUAAUUUUUUUUAACCCUAUUAGACUUGUGUAAAAAACAUCAGUGGGCAAAACUAAUCAUAAAAUAAUACUGGGGCUGAGGGAAUGAGUAAAAAGUAGGUUGGGGCUGUAAGGGUCAAAUGAAUGUCUUUAUGAAUAAUAGUUUUUAAAUAUUAUAUUCUGUUUGUUAUAUAUGUAUUGAGUACUAUUACAGUAAUAGUAUUAUUAUAAAGGCAUAUAGGGUACCUUUUAAAUUGUUAUCAAUGUUUUGUGAUUACCAUGUUUUAAAAAAAAUCAGAACCUAUGUUUGAAUGUAAUGUGAUAUUUGUGAUCUAAUCAUUUUGCCAUAUCUAAGGUUAUUUAUACAUUUAAAACAUUUUCUAAAAUAUGUUGAUUUAUAUCAAAAGCUUUAAACACUAUUUAAUUACCUUUAAGAGGAUGGGUGUAAUUGUGUGAUUUUUUUUAAAAAUUG